Molecule: messenger RNA, 1662 nt
Organism: Cucurbita moschata (crookneck pumpkin)
Lineage: Eukaryota; Viridiplantae; Streptophyta; Magnoliopsida; Cucurbitales; Cucurbitaceae
Product: glucan endo-1,3-beta-glucosidase-like
Exons: 3
Coding region: 38-1513 (491 amino acids)
Biological process (GO): carbohydrate metabolic process
Cellular component (GO): plasma membrane
Molecular function (GO): hydrolase activity, hydrolyzing O-glycosyl compounds
Source: RefSeq, a predicted model, not a curated record
UUCAAAAACCUCCACUCAUUUCUCCCUCCCUUCGCCAAUGGCUAAUUCUCUACUUCUCUCUCUCCUUCUUUUCUCUCUCUUCCUCCGCCUCUCCUCCGCCACCUACUCUAUCGGUGUCAACUACGGCACCGUCGCCGACAAUCUCCCUCCGCCCUCCCAGGUCGCCGCCUUCCUCAAAUCCCACACCACCAUCGACCGCGUCAAGAUCUUUGACGCCAACCCCGAUAUUCUCCGUGCCUUCGCCGCUACUGGCAUCGCCCUCACAGUCUCUGUCGCUAAUGGCGACAUUCCGGCCCUCGCCAAGCUCCCCGCCGCUCAAUCCUGGAUUGCCAAUAACAUUCUCCCGUUUCACCCUAACACUCUCAUCAACCACAUCGCCGUCGGGAACGAGAUCCUCGCCACCUCCGACAAGAAUCUCAUAGCUCAUAUGCUCCCCGCGAUGAAGGCUUUACAUUCCGCUUUAACCCUCGCGAAUAUUACUGAUAUUAAGGUUUCGUCUCCUCAUUCUUUGGGGAUUUUGUCGGCAUCGGAGCCGCCGAGUACCGGGCGGUUUCGGAAGGGGUACGAUCGAGCCAUAUUCGCUCCGAUCCUCGAGUUUCAUCGCAAGACAAAGACGCCGUUCAUGGUGAAUCCGUAUCCAUUCUUUGGAUUCAGACCGGCGACGUUGGACUACGCGCUGUUCAAGCCGAACGCCGGAUUUUUCGACAACACCACCGGAAAACACUACACGAAUAUGUUCGAUGCGCAGAUGGACGCGGUUCACGCAGCGAUGAACAAGCUCGGGUACGGGGAUGUGGACAUCGUCGUGGCGGAGACUGGGUGGCCAUCCGCCGGUGACCCGAACCAACCCGGCGUGAGCUUGGAAAACGCUAUUUCUUACAACCAGAACCUCGUGAAGCACGUGAACUCCGGUAAGGGGACGCCAAUGAUGCCCAACAGAACUUUUGAAACCUACGUCUUCUCUCUUUUCAACGAGAAUCUCAAACCGUCGGUCUCGGAGCGGAACUACGGUCUGUUCAAGCCCGAUCUAACUCCGGUCUACGACGUCGGCAUCCUCCGAAACUCACCGACAACGGGCCCCACAGCACCGGCAGGGCAGGCGCCGCAGCCGUCGGAUGGUGGGAGGAAGUGGUGCGUGCCGAAAACGGACGCGUCAGAUGAAGCGUUGCAGAAGAAUAUUGACUACGUGUGUAGCAGUGGAGUGGACUGUGGGCCCAUACAAGCAGGUGGGGCCUGCUACGAUCCGAACACAGUGCGGUCACAUGCAUCCUACGCCAUGGACGCCUACUUUCAGUCCUCUGGUCGCCACGAUUUCAACUGCGAUUUCAAUCACACUGGCGUCCUCACUUCCACCGACCCCAGUUACAAAGCCUGCAGUUACCCGUUGGGUGCCGAAAAGUUAACGGAGAAAUCGGUGGCCUCUGCGGCGGCGAUGAGACGUAGGAUCAGGUUGUUGGGGGCGGUGGCGCGGACAUGUAUUGCGGUGGUUGCUGGCGGUGUAUUAUUAAUUUGAACCCAAAAAGUGUAAUUUAUGACCGUUGGAGUUGGGGCUUUUGGAGUUCAUAGGAAUUUUAGAUGUACUAAUUAAUGCUAUUUGUUUUAUAUUUAAUUCUGAAUGCUUUUUGUCACUUUUUGACCAUCUAAUUGAGUUGAAUCUUUUUG